AUGGUUUGUAUUUUGUUGGAACAAGUUGACGUUAUUCUUGGAAUAAAUUGGUUGGAGUUAAACCAAGUGUUUACCAAUUGUUUUGAUAAGUUGGUGCAGUAUGCUGCUGAUGGCAAGUGCUCAGAUGAUGGUAAAGUUGUGUUGUUCCUAACACUGAAGAUGUUGCCGGUUCAAGAUUCCUAUAUCUAUGACUUGCCUCUAGAGCGUGAAUUUGAAUUUGAUGGAGGUGAAGAGUUGACGUUUGUAUCAGCUAAGCAAGUGAGAGAAUCCGUGAAGGAUAUGACACAAGUGUUUGUGAUGUUAACUUCGUUGGGAGCUAGAGGACAGGGAGUAGUUUGUGAUUUUCCUAGAGUGUGUGAAUUUCCUGGAGUGUUUUCUGGAGACAUCAGUGAUUUGCCUCCAGAGCGCGAAAUGGGUUUUUCUAUAGACUUAGUACCUGGUACUAGAUUGGUGCCGAUGAUUCCUUAUAGGAUGUCUGCUUCAGAGAUGGGAAAAUUGAAGAAGCAACUUGAAUAUUUGCUUGAGAAGAAGCUUGAAAUAGAACCAUUUGUUUGGAAAGUUUUUCCAAAUGCGAGUUUUGUUUAA
Molecule: messenger RNA, 585 nt
Organism: Lathyrus oleraceus (garden pea)
Lineage: Eukaryota; Viridiplantae; Streptophyta; Magnoliopsida; Fabales; Fabaceae
Exons: 3
Coding region: 1-585 (194 amino acids)
Source: RefSeq, a predicted model, not a curated record